Messenger RNA from Biomphalaria glabrata, 639 nucleotides. RefSeq lists its product as uncharacterized. The coding region runs from base 1 to 639 and encodes 212 amino acids. The record is from RefSeq and is a predicted model, not a curated record. NCBI's taxonomy places the organism in Eukaryota, Metazoa, Mollusca, Gastropoda, Planorbidae. The transcript has a single exon.
AUGCCUUACAAUGUGUUGACUGAGAAUGUGAUGCCUUACUAUGUAUUUACUAAGAGUGUGAUGCCUUACUAUGUAUUGACUGAGGGUGUGAUGCCUUACUAUGUGUUGACUGAUAGUGUGAUGCCUUACUAUGUAUUGACUGAGGGUGUGAUGCCUUACUAUGUGUUGACUGAUAGUGUGAUGCCUUACAAUGUAUUGACUGAGAAUGUGAUGCCUUACUAUGUAUUUACUGAGAGUGUGAUGCCUUACUAUGUAUUGACUGAUAGUGUGAUGCCUUACUAUGUAUUGACUGAGGGUGUGAUGCCUUACUAUGUGUUGACUGAUAGUGUGAUGCCUUACUAUGUGUUGACUGAUAGUGUGAUGCCUUACUAUGUAUUUACUGAGAGUGUGAUGCCUUACUAUGUAUUGACUAAGGAUGUGAUGCCUUACUAUGUGUUGACUGAUAGUGUGAUGCCUUACUAUGUAUUUACUGAGAGUGUGAUACCUUACUAUGUAUUGACUGAUAGUGUGAUGCCUUACUAUGUUUUGACUGAGAGCGUGAUACCUUACAAUGUUUUGACUGAUAGUGUGAUGCCUUACAAUGUUUUGACUGAGAGCGUGAUGCCUUACAAUGUAUUGACUGAUAGUGUGAUGCUUUGA